Molecule: messenger RNA, 1738 nt
Organism: Cornus florida
Lineage: Eukaryota; Viridiplantae; Streptophyta; Magnoliopsida; Cornales; Cornaceae
Product: receptor-like protein 6
Exons: 1
Coding region: 1-1119 (372 amino acids)
Molecular function (GO): protein binding
Source: RefSeq, a predicted model, not a curated record
AUGAGUGGCAUCAUUCCCCAAUGUUUGGGCAGUUUUGCUGAUUCUCUGGAGUUAUUGAAUCUUCGAAAUAAUAAAUUACAUGGCCCCAUUCCUCAAACGUACAACAAUGGAACCCAACUGACGAUGAUCAACUUGAGUCAAAACCAAUUGCAAGGGUCAGUGCCGAGAUCAUUGGUCAAUUGCUCACUUCUAGAGAGUCUUGAUCUUGGGAACAAUCACAUCAAUGAUAUAUUUCCCUUUUGGCUUAAAACACUUCCUGAAUUGAAGGUUCUCAUUUUGCGAUUCAAUAGAUUCCAUGGUGCAAUAUUAAACCCCAACUCCAGUUUUGCCUUCCCCAAAUUGCAGAUUCUUGACCUCUCUCACAAUGGUUUCACCGGUAAGUUACCUUCCGGUUACUUCCAUACCUGGACAGCCAUGAAAACUAUUGAUGUAAAUCAAUUGACAUAUGUUGGGGGUGUAGUAUCUGUUGUCAACAAUGUUAACUUGACACUAACCAACAAAGGUGUGGAAAUAGUGUACCUGUAUAUCCUAAAUGUCUUCACUGCAAUUGAUCUCUCAAGUAACCGAUUUGAAGGAGAGAUUCCGGAAUCUAUUGGGAUUCUUAAGAGUCUUCACAUGCUCAAUCUUUCCAACAACAAUCUCAUUGGUCAGAUCCCAUCUUCGUUGGGGAAUCUAACAGAGCUUGAAUCGUUGGACCUUUCUCGAAACAAGCUGUCAGGAGAGAUACCUCAGCAACUAACCCAACUCACGUUCCUUGAAUUCUUCAAUGUUUCUCAUAAUCAACUCACGGGUCUUAUUCCACGAGGAAGACAAUUUAAUACAUUUGAAAACAAUUCAUAUGAGGUGAAUUCAGGAUUGUGUGGAGACCCAUUGUCAAAGAAAUGUGGCAAUUUCGAAGCAUCACCAAGUUCAAAAUUCGAGCAAGAUGAUGAUCAUUCAUGGUUUCCAAUUAGUAAAAGUGAUUGGAUUGUGAUAUGCAUGGGGUAUGGAGGUGGGUUGGUAGUUGGGUUGAUCGUUGGGAACGCUCUAACCACAAGGUAUCAUGAAUGGUUUAUCAGCACCUUUGGAAGGAAUCAAAAGAAGCAGGGAAGGAAGAAAAAGAGCGGGCGAAGAAACUAAAUUUGAUGACCUCAUCUUCGAUCAUUCAUGGUGGUGUAUAACAAGAAAAUAACUUCAGAUCUAGCAUGGAGUUUCCACCAGCUGCCAUCAUGUCUAGGUUUGUUUUCAAUAUAUCUUUUGUGUGUUGCGCUAUGUUUCUUCUUCACUUGGGCACAUUCAAAUAAAUAGCAUGUUAAUUUUGCCCUAAUGUUAUCGUGUGAUUUUGGACAUUUUUCUUGAGAAGAUAAUGUUGCAAAAGGUAGUGUUUUUUAAUAAUUGUUCACAAGUAUAAAAUUAAAACAUUUAAGAUAAUGCAUGCAUGAAUGAUAUUUUGGCAUAAAUUCUUAAGCAGUUGGCUUGUACUAGUAAUUGUUAUCGGAUUUUUUAUUUUAUUUUUGGUAAAGUGGGCAUGUAUUAAGAAGAAAAACCCACCCUAAGAGAAAAAUAUCAAUUGAAGUCAGACUAUUCAAAAGGCUGAGCAAAGACUAGAGAUAUUAUUUUGAUUAAAUUAGUUACUAAUUGGGACUUGUAAGACAAUUUUUUUUUGGAUAACUACAGUGUCAGGCCUCUCGUAGUUGAAGCAUCUCAUAGCGUACUAUUACCAUUCGACACAUGAAUUUUUUUGAGUCCAUAUAAUUUU